Messenger RNA from Encephalitozoon cuniculi GB-M1, 627 nucleotides. Its product is annotated as Bas1p-like protein. Lineage: Eukaryota; Fungi; Microsporidia; Unikaryonidae. Gene Ontology annotation, cellular component: nucleus. Gene Ontology annotation, molecular function: DNA-binding transcription factor activity, RNA polymerase II-specific; RNA polymerase II cis-regulatory region sequence-specific DNA binding. The record is from RefSeq and is marked provisional. Gene Ontology annotation, biological process: regulation of DNA-templated transcription. The transcript has a single exon. Bases 1 to 627 code for a protein of 208 amino acids.
AUGACUUCGUUGGAUCAGUUAUCACUGAAUCAAAAGAACACAGGCACCAAACUUGUUAAGGGUCCAUGGAGGCAUGAGGAGGACGAGAGACUCCUAAAGCUGGUGAAGGAGUUUUCGCCUAAGAACUGGUCGUUCAUUGCGAAGAAGCUGGGGAGCCGGGUUGGGAAGCAAUGCAGAGAAAGGUGGCACAACCAUCUCAACCCACAGAUUACAAAGAAGCCGUUUACUAUGGAAGAGGAGGGUGUGAUAAUUGAGCUCCACUCGAAGUUUGGAAAUAGAUGGUCUGAGAUAGCAAAGUACCUUCCUGGAAGGACGGAUAAUGCAAUAAAGAACUAUUGGAAUUCGUCGAUACAAAGAAGAAGCGAAAAGAUGAGGAGGAGAAGCAUGUUCUGCUCUAUCGAUGAGUUCCACAAGAACCAUGACCUGGGGCAGGGGAAGUACGAGAACAACCAUAACAGCUCUGUAGUUUCUCCGCAUGUGAGCAUGAAGCAAAAGACAAGGAGGAGCAGCAGUGUUCAGAAUCUCCCCGAAUAUAUCCCGAGACCGGAGGCGUUUGACGAGGAAGAUUUCGAUGAGAUGGACGAGAUUGCCAGCCAGGCGCUUCUGCGGAUAUGCAUGUCAUUUUAA